AAAUAGUUUGUUUAAUAUCGUGGGACUUGGGAGCAAUGUCGAUUGGCAAUGGUCCUCUGAUCGUAUCGACCUUUGUGCUGUGUUCACUAAUCACUUACUUCUCCUUAUGCUCCAGGAAUUUCUUUUCAUUGCAUCCGAUGUUCAUGAGUUUCGGAUUUCUGUUAUUUAUGUUAAAUGGUAUAAAUGUACUCAGUGAGCGUGCUUUCGGUGUCUUGAAAUCUAGGUCCGAAAAGAUAAAAGCUCACUGGCUACUCGAGUCCCUUUCAGUACUAUUUAUUUUCAUUGGUUUUCUUGGAAUUUAUGCUAACAAAAUAUUAGACGGAAAACCGCAUUUCACCACAUGGCACGGAUUUCUAGGUGCAGUCACAGUAUUUUACUCUGUUUUCCAACUAUUCAUGGGUUUAUUGCUUCACUUUAACUAUAAUCUCUGGAGAAGUUUGUUGGCUUAUAGUAAUGGAAGGUUUUUUCAUGCUGCAUCUGGUGUGGUGUUGUCUUGUCUUUUAUCUCUCACAGUCAUGCUUGGUCUUUGUACAAACUGGUUUAAGUCAUAUGCCGUUUUAUAUUUUAAUUCAUUCAGUCCUUUAGUCUUGUAUUUAUGUAUGAUUAUAGUUACCUUAAGCACUUUCAAAGUUUUUCUGCAGGUUAUCACGAAGUACUGCAAAUGUUUCAAAAUAAAACUAUUUAGUUCACAAAAAGACGCACAAAGAUAAAAUUCAUGUGUUAUUUUACGUGCUCCUGAAUCCUUAUGUUUAUCGCUAUUAGUGCUUGUACUAAUUUCGUUUAUUUGUCUUAUUAAUAAUUUAUAAAGUUCCGUA
Molecule: messenger RNA, 815 nt
Organism: Schistosoma haematobium
Lineage: Eukaryota; Metazoa; Platyhelminthes; Trematoda; Strigeidida; Schistosomatidae
Exons: 2
Coding region: 36-710 (224 amino acids)
Molecular function (GO): transmembrane monodehydroascorbate reductase activity
Source: RefSeq, a predicted model, not a curated record